This is a messenger RNA of Cyprinus carpio (common carp), 972 nucleotides long. RefSeq names its product RNA-binding protein 24-like. Gene Ontology annotation, cellular component: cytosol. Gene Ontology annotation, molecular function: mRNA 3'-UTR binding. Lineage: Eukaryota; Metazoa; Chordata; Actinopteri; Cypriniformes; Cyprinidae. Bases 170 to 958 code for a protein of 262 amino acids. The record is from RefSeq and is a predicted model, not a curated record. The transcript has 4 exons.
GCGUGGCCUGUGUCCGCGUGUGCGUGAGAGCCUCCAAAACCAUACGGCGUGUUGAGUUCUGUCUCCUGACAGACGCGCUAGUUCGCUGCGGUUCUUUCUACCUCAUACCAAAUCAUCCGAGCUCUGUUACUGCUGCUGAAACUUUGGCCCUGUUUGAGUCGUCGUGAGGAUGCACAGCUCUCAGAAGGACACCACAUACACCAAGAUCUUCGUCGGAGGUCUUCCGUAUCACACCACCGACUCCAGCCUCAGGAAAUACUUUGAGGUGUUUGGAGAAAUCGAGGAAGCUGUUGUCAUUACUGACAGACAAACGGGGAAAUCCAGAGGCUAUGGAUUUGUGACGAUGUCUGAUCGAGCCGCGGCAGAAAGAGCCUGUAAGGACCCAAACCCCAUCAUAGACGGCAGGAAAGCCAACGUCAACCUGGCGUACCUCGGGGCCAAACCACGGAUCAUGCAGCCGGGGUUUUCAUUUGGUGUCCCCCAAAUACACCCUACCUUUAUCCAACGGCCUUAUGGGAUCCCCGCUCACUAUGUGUACCCGCAGGCGUUUGUUCAGCCCAGCGUGGUGAUCCCUCACGUCCAGCCGUCCGCCGCUUCGGCCGCGGCGUCUCCGUACCUGGAUUACACCGGAGCCGCGUACGCGCAGUACUCCGCCGCCGCCGCCACAACCGCUGCAGCCGCCGCCGCCGCCGCUUACGAUCAGUACCCGUAUGCUGCCUCGCCGGCCGCCGCGGGUUACGUCGCUGCGCCGCGGCAAUACAGUUACGUCCAGCGGCCGCUAGCAUCGCCUGCACCGGGAGCCGCUGCGGCGUUCGCUCAGUAUCAGCCGCAGCAGCUUCGACGGACCGCAUGCAGUGGGGAUCGCUGGGCGUUUAUGACUGUGUCACUUUUUACUGUUCACCAGCUGAUAUACCUUUUUUUAUUCUUCUGUUAUUGCUAUUUUAUUUGUAGUAUUUAAUAUUUAUUAUGGAA